This is a messenger RNA of Haliotis rufescens (red abalone), 2163 nucleotides long. RefSeq lists its product as uncharacterized. NCBI's taxonomy places the organism in Eukaryota, Metazoa, Mollusca, Gastropoda, Lepetellida, Haliotidae. The transcript has 5 exons. The record is from RefSeq and is a predicted model, not a curated record. The coding region runs from base 1 to 2163 and encodes 720 amino acids.
AUGGGUCAUCACCCUCAGGCCAUUCAGACAUGGGUCAUCACCCUAAGGGCACUCAGACAUGGGUCAUCACCCUCAGGGCUCUCAGACAUGGGUCAUCACCCUCAGGUCAUUCAGACAUGGGUCAUCAACCCAGGGCACUCAGACAUGGGUCAUCAUCCUCAGGUCACUCAGACAUGGGUCAUCAUCCCAGGGCACAGACAUGGGUCAUCAUCCUCAGGGCACCCUCAAACAUGGGACAUAACCCUCAGGGCACCCAGACAUGGGACCAAACCCUCAGGGCACCCAGACAUGGGACACCCCCCUCAGACAUGGGACAUCACCCUCAGGGCAUUCAGACAGUCAGCAAUCUCAGGGCAUUCAGACAGUCGGCACCCUCAGGUCAUUCAGACUUGGGACACACCCCCGGACAUUCAGACAGCAUCCUCAGGACAUUCAACAUUGGUCAUCACCCUCUGGGCAUUCAGACAGCUGCUCCUCCCACCGACGUACGGCAGUCUUUGUGUGUUUGCCACGUGCAUCAACCCCGUCCUCGGCCCUCUCGCCCUCGGGGCCAACCACCGGGCUCUCCGUCUCACACGGCAUGGGCACUACACAGUGGCCAACUACUACUACUUCGCCGCCAUCUUCUUCAGCGUUGCAGCCUGUGUGAGCACUGUGUGUGUCUUGAUCCUGCUGACAGUGGAGCUGUCCAUCAGGCGGAGUCAGGAGGCACGUAGACACCGGGAGCCCGACGAGCAGACCAAACGCUGCAUGCAGUACCUGCACGUACUGGACCCGAGCAGAGCUGUCAGACAACUGAAAGGCCGAGGGUCGUCAACCUUGCGAAGCAUUACUUCUGUGGAAACACACACCGGACGUAGCAUUACUUCUGUGGAAACACACAUCAGACGUAGCAUUACUUCUGUGGAAACACACACCAGACGUAGCAUUACUUCUGUGGAAACACACACCAGACGUAGCAUUACUUCUGUGGAAACACACACCAGACGUAGCAUUACUUCCGUGGAAACACACACCAGACGUAGCAUUACUUCUGUGGAAACACACACCAGACGUAGCAUUACUUCUGUGGAAACACACACCAGACGCAGCAUUACUUCUGUAGGAACACACACCAGACGUAGCAUUACUUCUGUAGGAACACACACCAGACGUAGCAUUACUUCUGUAGGAACACACACCAGACGUAGCAUUACUUCUGUAGGAACAAACACCAGACGUUGCUUUACUUCUGUAGGAACACACAUCAGACGUAGCAUUACUUCUGUAGGAACAAACACCAGACGUAGCAUUACUUCUGAAGGAACACACACCAGACGUAGCAUUACUUCUGUGGAAACACACACCAGACGCAGCAUUACUUCUGUAGGAACACACACCAGACGUAGCAUUACUUCUGUAGGAACACACACCAGACGUAGCAUUAGUUCUGUAGGAACACACACCAGACGUUGCUUUACUUCUGUAGGAACACACACCAGACGUAGCAUUACUUCUGUAGGAACACACACCAGACGUAGCAUUACUUCUGUAGGAACACACACCAGACGUAGCAUUACUUCUGUAGGAACACACACCAGACGUAGCAUUACUUCUGUGGAAACACACACCAGACGCAGCAUUACUUCUGUAGGAACACACACCAGACAUAGCAUUACUUCUGUAGGAACACACACCAGACGUAGCAUUACUUCUGUGGAAACACACAGCAGACGUAGCAUUACCUCUGUGGACACACACACCAGACGUAGCAUUACUUCUGUAGGAACACACACCAGACGUUGCUUUACUUCUGUAGGAACACACAUCAGACGUAGCAUUACUUCUGUUGGAACACACACCAGACGCAGCAUUACUUCUGUAGGAACACACAUCAGACGUAGCAUUACUUCUGUUGGAACACACACCAGACGUAGCAUUACUUCGUUAGGAACACACACCAGACGUAGCAUUGCUUCUGUAGGAACACACACCAGACGUAGCAUUACUUCUGUAGGAACACACACCAGACGUAGCAUUACUUCUGUAGGAACACACAUCAGACGUGGCAUUACUUCUGUAGGAACACACACCAGACGUAGCAUUACUUCUGUAGGAACACACACCAGACGUAGCAUUACUUCUGUAGGAACACACACCAGACGUAGCAUUACUUCUGUAUGA